AUGGCCACUUACGCUGGAGGAGGCAAUACCGAGGAGAACAAUCAGACUGUUCUAAGCACAUUACCCAAGGAACUGCCGUUGGACUUCUUGAGGACUAUCACAGAUCAGUUCUCAGACCAGCGCAUUCUUGGUACGGGUGCAUUUGGAACGGUUUACACGGGAGUUAUGCCAGAUAGCCAAAGGAUUGCCGUGAAGAAGCUUGCGGAGAGUGCACCGGUUGCACGCGACAAAGCAUUUACCAAUGAGGUUCAAAAUAUCAUGGCUCUCCACCAUAAGAAUGUGGUAAAGUUGGUUGGGUACUGCCAUGAAGGACAAAAGAAGGUUGUUCAAAACAAUGGAAGAUAUAUUGUUGCAGAUGUUUAUGAAAGCCUACUCUGCUACGAAUAUUUACCUAUGGGAAGCCUUCAGAGGAACCUUUUUGACAAACCCAUUAACAUGGCUUGGGAUGCGCGCUUCAAAAUAAUUAAGGGGAUCUGCGAUGGUUUACUCUUUCUUCAUAGGAUUCCUAUUAUCCAUAUGGAUUUGAAGCCUCAAAAUAUACUGUUGGACAAUAACAUGAUACCGAAAAUCGCGGAUUUUGGACUUUCCAGGCUCUUUGGCCAAGAACAAACACGGGCAAACACACAGAAUGUUGUGGGAUCAUACGGAUACAUAGCCCCAGAAUACCUAUACAGAGGUGAAAUCUCAGCUCAGUCAAACAUAUAUAGUUUAGGCCUAUUAAUCAUCGAGACUACCACCGGCGAGAAGAAUAACCCCAAACAGAAUGAACCGUCAGCAAGGGAGUUUAUUGAAAGAGUACGUAGAAAUUGGACAGAAGGACACAUAGCGUCCAGAUACUCAAAGUUGAAUGCAAAUGGCCUCCAGGAAGUAAAGGUAUGCAUUGAAAUUGGUCUAGAUUGUGUGCGCAUUGAUCGGAAGAGCAGACCCUCAAUCGAGAGCAUUGUUCGGAGGCUCGAUGGACGUUGUGCAAGCAAAAGGGCAAACCAGUUCUCCACUACUUCCAUGCGAGCAUAA
Triticum turgidum subsp. durum (durum wheat) is the source of this 1014-nucleotide messenger RNA. The record is from the annotation of a GenBank genome assembly. Lineage: Eukaryota; Viridiplantae; Streptophyta; Magnoliopsida; Poales; Poaceae.